AUGAACGACAUUGAAAAAAACCAAGACGCCGCAUCGGUGGCUUCCUACUCCAAGCAGGAUGCUCCGGCUUAUGACGAUGAGCCCUCAGCCAUCGGCUCUGUGCACGAGCACAAGGCUGGCAAGUGGCAGAACUUCAAGGAUUCGUUCAAGCCCGCUGAUCUGUCGCAAUACGACACCACAGGCAUGACCGAGGUCGAGAAGGCCGCCCUUGCUACUGCCAACUCUCCCCUGUCUCGAGGUCUCAAGCCCCGACAUCUUCAGAUGAUUGCUAUCGGUGGUUCUAUCGGUACCGGUCUUUUUGUCGGUUCUGGAACUUCCCUGGCCACCGGUGGCCCUGCCGCUCUUCUGAUUGCUUACGGUAUCAUUGGAGUCAUGCUGUUUUGCACUGUCCACGCUCUCGGUGAGCUUGCUUGUACCUUCCCUGUUGCUGGUUCUUUCGCUACUUACUCUACUCGAUUUAUCCACCCCGCUUGGGGCUUUGCCAUGGGCUGGAAUUAUACCAUGUCCUGGUUUGUUGUGCUUCCUCUCGAACUUGUCGCCGCAUCCAUCACAGUCAACUUCUGGCAGGACAUGAACCACACAGAUAUUAACAACGCCGCUUGGAUCGCCAUCUUCUGGGCCUUGAUUGUCUGCAUCAACUUAUUUGGAGUUAAGGGAUACGGAGAAGCCGAAUUUGUCUUUUCUCUUACCAAGGUUGUUGCCAUUCUCGGUUUCUGCAUUCUCGGAAUCGUGCUGGUCGCAGGAGGAGGACCCCAUCAGGGCUACAUUGGAGGUAAGUGGUGGCACCGACUUCCCGAGGGAACCGUCGGACCCCGAGGAGGAGCCUUUGCCCACGCGUUUAAGGGUGUCUGUGCUACCUUCGUGUCUGCUGCCUUCGCCUUCACUGGAACUGAGCUGGUAGGUCUGGCUGCCGCCGAGACCGAGAACCCCCGAAAGAUGCUUCCCUCCGCCACCAAGCAGGUCUUCUGGCGAAUUCUCAUCUUCUACAUCGUCUCUCUUACACUGGUCGGUCUCCUUGUUCCUUUCGAUGAACCCCAUCUUCUCAAGGGUUCUUCUUCCGUCGAUGCCACUGCCUCCCCCUUCGUCAUUGCCAUCCGAAACGCUGGAAUUUCUGGUCUUCCUUCCGUUAUGAAUGUUGUUAUCAUGAUUGCUGUUCUUUCUGUCGGUAACUCCGCUGUCUACGGUUUCUCUCGAACCAUUGCUGGUCUGGCUGCUAUGGGCCAUGCCCCCAAGUGGUUCGCCUACAUUGACCGACAGGGACGGCCCAUUGUCGGUAUUCUCGUUGUUUCAUUUUGGGGUCUGUUUGCCUUCAUUUGUGCCGCUCCUGUCGCUACCCAGAACGCCGUUUUUGGCUGGCUCAUGGCUUUGUCUGGUCUCGCCUCUAUCUUCACUUGGGGUUCUAUCAAUCUCUGUCAUAUCCGAUUCCGACUGGCUCUUAAGAAACAAGGACGAACCACCCGAGAGCUUGUCUUCACUGCUGCACUUGGUAUCUGGGGUUCCGUUCUUGGUCUUACUCUCAACUGUCUGGUUCUGAUCGCCCAGUUCUGGAUCGCUUUGUUCCCUAUUGGAGCCCCCAAGCCUACUGCUGAGGCUUUCUUCAACGCUUACCUCGCUGCCCCUGUCGUCCUCUUCUUUGCUCUCGUUUGGCUCGUCUGGAAGCGAGACCCUUGGCUCUCCAUUGACCAGCUCGAUAUCGAUACUGGACGACGUGACACCGAUCUGGUCAAGCUGGAGGCCGAGCUUGAGCAGGAGCGAUACGAGCUUUCCCAGCGCAAGUGGUUCUACCGAGUCUACAAGGCCUGGUGUUAG
Messenger RNA from Yarrowia lipolytica CLIB122, 1809 nucleotides. RefSeq lists its product as uncharacterized. Gene Ontology annotation, biological process: amino acid transmembrane transport. Gene Ontology annotation, molecular function: amino acid transmembrane transporter activity. Gene Ontology annotation, cellular component: membrane. Lineage: Eukaryota; Fungi; Ascomycota; Dipodascomycetes; Dipodascales. The record is from RefSeq and is a predicted model, not a curated record.